ACAUGAGUCUUCCUGAAGUCAGCACUCUCCUGUUUCUUCUGCUGCUGCUGUUUCUGCUCAUCACCAGCUGGAGCCGAGCACAGCGGACACACGUCCCAGGUCCUUCCUUCCUGGCAGGACUGGGUCCAGUUCUGUCCUACUCCAGAUUCAUCUGGUCAGGGAUUGGAACCGCGAGCAACUACUACAACAGGAAGUACGGCAGCACCGUCCGUGUGUGGAUAAACGGGGAGGAGACCCUCAUCCUGAGUGGGUCCUCUGCUGUGUACCACGUCCUGAAGAGUGCACACUACACGUCCAGGUUCGGGAGCAAGCAGGGACUGGAGUGUGUCGGGAUGCAGGGGAGAGGCAUCAUUUUCAACAGCGACAUCCCUCUCUGGAGGAAAGUCCGGAUGUACUUUUAUAAAGCUCUAACCGGGCCCAGCAUUCAGGGGACCGUGGGAAUCUGUGUGAGCGCCACGGCCAAACACCUGGACGGCCUGCAGGACAUGACCGACGCGUCUGGACACGUGGACGCCCUCAACCUCCUGAGAGCCAUCGUGGUGGACGUGUCCAACAGGCUGUUCCUCAGGGUGCCCCUCAACGAGAAAGACCUGCUGAUGAAGAUCCACAACUACUUUGAGACCUGGCAGACGGUUCUGAUAAAGCCAGACAUAUUCUUCAAGGUGGGCUGGCUGUACGACAAGCACAAGAGAGCAGCCCAGGACCUGCAAGACGUGAUGGAGAGCCUGCUCGAAACCAAAAGAAAGAUUAUUCAUGAAACCGAGAAACUGGACGAUGAUCGUGACUUUGCAACUGAGCUCAUCUUCGCCCAAAACCACGGGGAGCUGUCUGCAGACAACGUCAGGCAGUGCGUGCUGGAGAUGGUGAUCGCUGCGCCGGACACGCUCUCCAUCAGCCUCUUCUUCAUGCUGAUGCUGCUGAAGCAGCACCCCGACGUGGAGAUGCGGAUAGUGGAGGAGAUCCACCUCGCCUCCAGUGAACACGGGAUGGAGGGCAUCGAUUACGAGGGCCUGAAGGUGCUGGAGAGUUUCAUCAAUGAGUCCAUGAGGUUUCACCCCGUGGUGGACUUCACCAUGCGGAGGGCUCUGGAGGACGACAACAUCGGCGGCACCAAAAUCAGGAAAGGGACCAACAUCAUUCUCAACAUUGGUCUCAUGCACAAGACGGAGUUCUUUCCUAAACCCGAAGAGUUCAGCCUGACUAACUUCGACGGCACAGUGCCAGCGCGCUUCUUCCAGCCCUUCGGCUGCGGCCCUCGCUCCUGCGUGGGCAAGCACAUCGCCGUGGUGAUGAUGAAGGCCAUCCUGACCACUCUGCUGUCCCGCUUCACGGUGUCCCCCCGCCAGGGCUGUACCCUCAGCAGCAUCAGGCAGACCAACAACCUGUCCCAGCAGCCCAUGGAGGACGAGGACGGCCUCGCCAUGCGCUUCAUCCCCCGAGCACCGCCACUGACGCAGCGCACCAGCUCCGGACCGUGA
Cololabis saira (Pacific saury) is the source of this 1478-nucleotide messenger RNA. RefSeq names its product brain aromatase (gene cyp19a1b). Gene Ontology annotation, molecular function: oxidoreductase activity, acting on paired donors, with incorporation or reduction of molecular oxygen; heme binding; iron ion binding. The transcript has 9 exons. The coding region runs from base 3 to 1478 and encodes 491 amino acids. The record is from RefSeq and is a predicted model, not a curated record. Lineage: Eukaryota; Metazoa; Chordata; Actinopteri; Beloniformes; Belonidae.